Ananas comosus (pineapple) is the source of this 1236-nucleotide messenger RNA. Its product is annotated as LRR receptor-like serine/threonine-protein kinase FLS2. The transcript has 2 exons. The record is from RefSeq and is a predicted model, not a curated record. Gene Ontology annotation, molecular function: protein binding. Bases 1 to 1236 code for a protein of 411 amino acids. NCBI's taxonomy places the organism in Eukaryota, Viridiplantae, Streptophyta, Magnoliopsida, Poales, Bromeliaceae.
AUGGGCAUAAACCAUACGUUGCAUUCCUUAUUCUUGUCAAAUAAUGACAUUGGUGGUAGUAUACCAUCUGCUCUAUGCGAGUCAACUUUUUUGGAAGUUCUUGAUUUAUCAAACAACAACUUGUCUGGAGAAAUUCCUGAAUGUAUUGGGAAGUCACAAGAGUAUCUUACUAUUAUAGACAUGUCAAAGAAUAAUCUUCUUGGGGGGAUCUCUGUCUCCAUUUGCUCAUCGAAAUAUGUUUCUCUGUUGAAAUUUAGUAGUAAUGGCUUGACUGGAGAAUUUCCAUCAUUGCAAAAUUGCAAAGGUUUAGUUAUCCUUGAUCUUGGAUAUAAUAAGUUUUUUGGAGCAAUACCAUUAUGGAUCGGAGAAAGUUUAACUCAUCUGACAAUUCUCGAUUUACGCUCAAAUAUGUUUUCUGGUAGUAUUCCACAGCAAUUAGCACAACUUGGCUAUCUCCAAAUUUUGGAUCUUUCUAGCAAUAAACUAUCAGGGCAAAUACCACGAUCCUUUGGCAAUUUCAGUUGGAGGGCUUUGAAAGAAGGAAGAAUAGAUAGAAUUGAUAAUAUGAGUUUCAAAGGUUAUAUUAUUAGUCUGUCCAUGGAUGUUAAGGGACAAGAACUUACGAUUUUGAAGAUACUCUAUCUAGUUGAGAGCAUAGACCUUUCGGCCAACAAUCUAAGUGGAGAGAUCCCGGAUGAGAUUACUGAUCUACAGACAUUACAAUAUUUAAAUUUAUCUAGAAAUAAUUUGAUUGGACAUAUUCCAGAAAAAAUCGGUGAAAUGCAAUCACUGGAAUCUCUAGACCUUGCAAUGAAUAAGCUUUCUGGUGAUAUUCCUCAAAGUCUUUCGGCACUGACUUUUCUUAGCCACUUAAAUUUGUCGUAUAAUAAUCUUUCGGGAGUAAUUCCAACAGGAAAUCAGUUGCAGACCCUCGAGGAUCCAUCCAUUUACAUCGGCAAUCCAUAUCUCUGUGGGCCACCAAGUGCGAGAAAUUGUUCCGCAAAUGAAAUAAAUUAUAUGGAUAAUAAAGAGCCUAAAGAUAAGUUUGAGUGGCUAUGGAUAUACUUUAGUGUUGUACUGGGAUAUCUAUUUGGUUUUGCAGUCUUUUAUGGUGUUUUGUUGCUCAAUAAUGCUUGGAGGAGCGCUUAUUUCUCUAUGAUUGAUAUUGUAUGUGACAAGCUUUGUAUUGUAACUAAAGUAACUUUGGGUAAAUUAAGACAAAGGCAUAGGAGAUGA